Messenger RNA from Zea mays, 2779 nucleotides. RefSeq names its product probable GTP diphosphokinase RSH3, chloroplastic. Bases 331 to 2499 code for a protein of 722 amino acids. Gene Ontology annotation, cellular component: chloroplast. The transcript is spliced from 6 exons. The record is from RefSeq and is a predicted model, not a curated record. Gene Ontology annotation, biological process: guanosine tetraphosphate metabolic process. NCBI's taxonomy places the organism in Eukaryota, Viridiplantae, Streptophyta, Magnoliopsida, Poales, Poaceae.
AUUCUCUCUCUUCACGCACACGCAGCAGCAGACGGGACGCAACCCAAGUAGUACGCAAGCCGAACAGAUUUUCCCCAUUUCCCUGCUCUCCUCGCCCUCCCCACGAAAUUCCCUGCUUGAUCACGCCGAUUUCAGCUGUUUGCAACACUUCCUCUUGUUCGAUUUUUAUUAACUCGUCGACUCCACCUCACCGAGGUCAAAUCUUUGGCAUCGGAUUCUGUUCUGUGCUGCCUUUUGGUUUCGGCGCCGAAUUCAGUUCCGAUUCCGAACAGUUAGCAGCUUUAAGCGGCUUUCAGUUCGAGCGCGUCGGAGGCAUCCCUGAUUCCGGCGAUGUCGUUGCCCGCGAUUUCCAUGUACACCAGUCCGCCGGGCGCGGUCUACUCUUCGGAGUUCGACCCAGCCUCCCGUGGCUCGUCGCCUUGCACCACCGCUGCGCCCCCGCCGCCGGCCGCCUCGUACCGCUUGCCCUCCGGCGGCGGCGGCCUGUCUUGCCUCUUCUCCUCGCCGGCAGCUGCGGCCGCGCCGCCCCGCGCCCCGGCUCACGACGACCUCGGUGCGCUGUGGCACAACAGAUCCGACGACCUGAGCGUCCCCGCCGACGGGGGCGGGUACUCCUACUCGCACUCCCACUCGUCUUCGCAGCUAAAGCGGAGGGACCUGCAUCACCACCACCACAGCCCCGUGUCGGUGUUCCAGGGGCCGUCCACCUCUUCACCAUCCCGGAGCCCACCGGCUUCUUGGCUCGCCGCCCGCGACCGCGACCGCCUCUUCGCUGGCUUCGUGCGCAACGCUCUCGGUUCCUGCGUUGACUACGCGCCGCCCACCAGCCCUCGCCCGGAGGUCGGCGCCAGCGAGCUCGCGUUCGAGCUCGACGAGAACCUCGCGGAGGCUAGCCCUGCCUGCGAGCCAUACGCCCAAGAGCUGCUCGCGAGUGCCCAGGAUCGCCACCGCAUCUUCCACGAGGAGCUGGUCGUGAAGGCCUUCUUGGAGGCCGAGAAGGCUCACCGUGGCCAGACGCGCGCGAGUGGUGACCCCUACUUGCAACAUUGUGUGGAGACUGCUGUGCUACUUGCCAAGGUCGGCGCAAAUGCAACGGUUGUCUCUGCUGGGCUUCUGCAUGACACCAUUGAUGAUUCAUUCAUUGACUAUGACCACAUCUUCCAUAUGUUUGGUGCUGGGGUUGCCGAUCUCGUCGAAGGGGUAUCCAAGUUGAGCCACCUCAGCAAACUUGCUCGUGACAACAACACGGCAAGCAGGACAGUUGAAGCAGAUCGCUUGCAUACGAUGCUCCUCGCAAUGGCGGAUGCACGCGCUGUUCUAAUAAAGCUUGCGGAUCGGCUGCAUAACAUGGAGACCUUAAAAGCUUUGCCUUGUGCCAAACAAGAAAGAUUCGCCAAGGAAACAAUGGAGAUUUUCGUGCCUCUAGCUAACCGGCUAGGGGUUGCUAGCUGGAAAGACCAGCUGGAGAAUCUCUGUUUCAAGUAUCUGAAUCCGGAAGAGCACGAGGAGUUGUCGUCCAAACUUAGGGAAUCCUUCGACGAAGAACUGAUCACAUCUGCCGUGGAUAAACUGGAUAAAGGCCUGAGGGAUGCUGGUGUCUCGUACCACAGUCUUUCUGGGAGGCACAAGAGCCUAUACAGCAUCCAUUGCAAGAUGCUAAAGAAGAACUUGACGAUGGAAGAGAUCCACGAUAUACACGGGCUGCGUCUUUUGGUUGAGAGCGAAGAAGAUUGCUACGAAGCCCUUUGCGUCGUCCACAGACUGUGGCCUCGAGUCACCGGUCGAUUCAAGGAUUACAUAUCACGUCCGAAACUAAAUGGGUAUCGGUCGCUGCACACUGUCGUCAUGAGCGAAGGCGUCCACCCGUUCGAGGUCCAGAUCCGCACGAGGGAGAUGCAUCUGCAGGCCGAGUACGGGUUCGCGGCGCACUGGAGGUACAAGGAGGGCACCUGCAGGCACUCGUUCGUGCUCCGGAUGGUGGAGUGGGCAAGGUGGGUGCUCACAUGGCAGUGCGAGGCGAUGGACAGAGAACGGACUGCCUCCCUUGGCAGUGAUGACGGUACUGUGAGCGUGAGGCCACCACCAGCAUGCCCGUUCCCCCAGCAUGCAGAGGACUGCCCAUACUCGUACACCCGCCAAUGCAACCAUGAUGGACCGCUGUUCGUCAUCCUCUUGGAGCAUGGCAAGAUGUCUGUCCAAGAAUUCCCGGCGAACUUGACGGUGAUGGAUCUCAUGGACCGCGUGGGCGCCAACAGCUCGAGAUGGAGCCCCUACAGCAUUCCGAUGAAGGAGGACCUGCGGCCGAGGGUGAACGGCGAGCCCAUAUGCGACCCAGACCGGAGGCUCAACAUGGGGGACGUGGUGGAGCUGACGCCGGCCCUGCCUCGAAAGUCCCUCAGCGGGUACCGGGAAGAGAUCCAGCGCAUGUACGAUCGCGGCGGCUUCGCGCUCUCAGCCCGGGGCGGCGGCGGCGGCGGCGGCGGCGCCAGACGCUGCUGAGAGACAGUAGCAAGACGACGAUGCGUAGCCCUUUUUUUUUCUAGUACCAUUGUACCAUUCAAUUCGUUGUAAAUACGUAGUAUAGCAGGUAGGUAGGCCUUGCAGCCGGGGUGGGUGGGUUCUGAAAUCUGUUGCACCCUGUCCUGAACCCCAUGCAGUGUGUAAAAAGUAGAACGCUGUGUAUGUAAGCUGUUCAAGUUCGUCUCAGCUUCUAUCUCAGGCCCUGUUUGAAUUACAAGGACUAAUUAUUAGCCACUAAAGUUUAGUUCAUUUUAGUUUA